Messenger RNA from Raphanus sativus (radish), 949 nucleotides. RefSeq lists its product as uncharacterized. Lineage: Eukaryota; Viridiplantae; Streptophyta; Magnoliopsida; Brassicales; Brassicaceae. The record is from RefSeq and is a predicted model, not a curated record. The transcript has 3 exons. The coding region runs from base 38 to 826 and encodes 262 amino acids. Gene Ontology annotation, cellular component: mitochondrial matrix.
CGUCUCACAAACUCAAAGCUCCGACACAGACACAAACAUGGCGAGUUUAGUUCGUCGCGCAGCCUCUCGGCUUGUCGGGAGCUGCAGCAAAAGUCGCCUCUCCACUAACCCAUCUCUGGAUCACUCAUUAGCCGCUCAUGGCCGUCUGCGAUAUCUCACGCCGUCUAUCUCCCGUAGUAAUCUCUUCUCCACAUCGGCUAGAAAGAAAGCUUCUUCAACCGAUCCGCUUCUCCGAGUGAUCGAAACCGAGAUCGGAUUCGCCGAGCAAGCCGAUGAUUACGAUCGAGUCGAAGAAACUCCAAGUGGUUUCCCUUUUAAGAUGGAAGACAAACCAGGAUCCAAGGUCGUGACAUUGACUAGAGAUUACCAAGGAGAGAGUGUUGUAGUUGAAGUACACAUGACUAAUCUUGUGACAGGUGAUAAAGGAGACGACGAAGAGAGCGAGGAAGAGAGUGAAGAAGAGGAAGAAGAAGAACAUGAGGAUAAGCCGGAGAAGCCUAAGCAAUCAAAUGUGCCUCUUUUGGUAACGCUUUCCAAGAAGACAGGACCGAGUUUGGAGUUCAGGUGUACUGCUUUUCCUGACAAGAUCGUGAUCAAGGACAUGUGGGUUACGUUUCCUGAUGAUCCUUCCAGGGAUGAACUUGCCUAUGAAGGCCCUUCCUUCCGGGUUUUGGAUGAAAAGUUAAGGAAGGCUUUCCAUAGGUACAUUGAGAUUAGGGGGAUAACGCCGGGCAUGAUCAACUUCUUGCACGAGUAUAUGAUCAACAAGGAUAGUAAAGAGCACUUACUGUGGUUGAAAACUCUCAAGAACUUUGUCAAGUCUUGAGGGGGGGAAAUAACACUUUUUUAAGGUCCCAGAUGCUCUGUCUUUCAAAACUUGUAGUCGAAACACUAUUCUGUUUUGUUUGGAUCUAUUUAUAUGAUUAAAAAGAGUAUUGUGAAGUCAAAA